AUGGCCGUGGUGGGAGGUCUGAGUCACAGCUCAGUCUCUCGUCUGAAGGAGACCCACUCUCAUCUGGCGCCCGAGGUCAACAAGGUCACCACAUACGCCUGCCUCUGCUCUGUCACAGCCUCACUAAUAUCAUCUGAUGGGGUUCUACAUUUUAAUUUACUUUAGAUCAUGGUCAUAAUCAUUUAGCAUCUGCUAAGGAUCAAUUUAGGUCAAUUCAUCAACUGCCAUGUAGUGAUGGUUUCAGAAAGCACACCACGCAUCAUUUAUAUCGUCUUCAUUUCCUGCCAUUUGAUGUUACAUUCAGUUUUGGGGAGUUGUGAACUACAUGUAAUUUAAUUACAUUUUGCAGAAGCUGAAGUAGGCAAGAAUUUCCUUUAUUUUUCGGCAACAGACCUGCUAAUUCUCACUUGAAACCCUUUUUGUGUGCCUAAUUCUCACUUUUUGUGUUUAAUAGGCUAAAUCACACAUUCUGUUAUCAUCUGACUACAGAGUGAUCUGUUCUUGCAAUUUGUGGUCUAUGACAUUUCAAAUAUAUUUUUUCACUAGUAAGUAGUUUGGAAGUAGUGAACUACCUUUUCUAAGUAACUUUAUUUAAAUAAACUAGAUUUUCCUAAGGGUAGCUUUAGUGUAGCUUAACUUCUUCCAGUGUGAAGUAAUUGGUAACUUGGUAAGCUAUAUUUUCAGAGUAGCUUCCCCGACACUGGUCACUCUCUCUGUUUCUUUCCGGUGCUGUAUCUAAUAUCGAUCCUGUCCCUACUUCCUGCCAUCCUACCCCUCCCAUCAGAUCUGGAAUGAGAUGACGGAGCUGGUCUCUUCCAAUGGGAACUACUGUGCUUACCGCAAGGCCUUCUCAGACUCCGAAGGCUUCAAGGUCCCCAUCCUGGGAGUCCACCUGAAGGACCUGAUUGCCGUGCACGUGGUCUUCCCCGACUGGGUGAACGACAACAAGGUGAACAUCGUAAAGAUGCAGCAGCUCUACCUCACCUUCAACGAACUGGUGUCCCUUCAGAGUGCUGCAGCCCACGUGGAACCCAACAUGGACCUCAUCUACCUGCUCACCGUGAGUGUCCCGGCCUAAAGUCCCCCGUCAACAGGAAAUUGACUUGUUAAUCGUUCUGUCACAUUUUUCACUUCAGGGGGUCUCAAACCACAUUUUGUAGGAUCAUACAGAAGAGUAACAUGAUAAUAAAUGGCUUUCAUUAUUGCAGAACACUGUUUAAUCGUAAGCAAUUUCCCCAGCUCUCUCUAGACCUUUACUACACUGAAGAUGAGAUAUAUGAGCUAUCCUUGCUAAGGGAACCACGGAACCCAAAGUCUUUGGUAAGUCACCAUGUUGGGUCUAUAGGCUGUAUUGUUGGAUCUAUGGUCAUUAGAAAUAUCAACUGAAAUGUAUAAAGAAUAUAAAUAAUACUGGAUACUGGGGCGGCAGGUAGCUUAGUGGUUUAAGAGUGUAGUGCCAGUAACCGAAAGGUCGCUGUUUUAAUCCCCGAGCCGACUAGGUGAAAAAUCUGUCGAUGUGCCCUUGAGCAAGGCACUUAACCCUAAUUGCUCCUGUAAGUCGCUCUGGAUAAGAGCGUCUGCUAAUGACUAAAAUGUAAAUGUAAAAAUGAUACCUGAGUGGUCCUAUCUUCACUCCAGCUUUUUCCCACUCCACAGCCUACUUCUCCGACAACCCCUAACAAGCCAAUGGCCCUUCUGGACUGGGCAUCAGGUGUGACAACCAAACCUGACCCCAGUGUGGUGAACAAGCACAUCAGGAAGGUGGUGGAUGUAAGUUGCUUCCAUUACAGUAACACUGAUCUGCAUAAAUAAAGUCCAGGAGGACAUAGCACAGCUGUGAUCUGACUGAAACUCUUAUUGACUGAUGAAAUGACAUUGUUGUAGAAACUAAGUUUAAAAAAAAACACUUCAAAAUGUUAUUAUCUACAGGAUGAGUUACGCGUUCAGAAAUAGCUCAUACAUUAUUUCAAGAAUCAGUCUGUGGCUAUUUUUGUCACAAUACCAAAUAUUUGAGUAGGUAUAUGAACCAUUUCCACAUGGUUCACAGCAACUACUAAAUUAUGACUAAAACAAUUGCUGGUGCUUGUAAAUCAUUUGAAGUCCUUUGUUCUUGUCUUACUCUGAGAAGUCUGUAUUCAGGAACUACAAACCAUGACCAUGAUGGCUACAUCUCUCAGGAGGACUUUGAGAGUAUUGCUGCCAACUUUCCUUUCUUGGACUCCUUCUGUGUGUUGGACAAGGACAAGUGAGUGACCCUGUCUACCAUUGAACAUUUGACAGCUCAGAAGUGUCACAGCUAAGCCACCUCAUCCUCCACUUCUAUCUCCCUCUUUCUGUCACCAACAAACACUCUCUCACAUUGCCUCUUUCUCACUCAUACACACACAGGCACCGAGCACGCACCCACACACACACACACACACACACACACGCACACCCAACCCAUACAAGCAUGCAUGCACCCACCCACACAUUCAAGUUCCACACAUACACACAUGCAAACACAUUUUCACAUUUCCACACCUAACCCAUCUCCCCAUAUAUCUCACCUUGUUUGCCUUUCACACAUGCACCCCAUAUCUCUCUCCCGAUCUCUUAUACACAAACACAGUAAUCUGAUUCUUGUGCCUGUUUAAUAUUUGCCUUUAAAGCAGUUACGAGCAUCCAAGAUGCAAGAAGACUGCAAACUGUGGGUUUUCUAAAAACCCUGUGAUUUCACAGCAAGAUAACUGGCCAUCAUCACCCAUUUUUCACCACACAAAGUUACAGUAUGAAUGAGGUCAUUGGUAUUGUCAAACCUCCUAUUGUAAAUCUGCAGGAAAACACUCUGAAGUCACAACAGAGUUAAAAUCUGCUUUUAGCCCUGCCUUGACUGGGAGUGGUGCUUUGUCACCAUGGCUUGAGGAGGGGGGUGGUGAAGGUUAUGGCAGCCCAUGAAGGACACGCAGCGCCACCCACAGUGCUCUGCCCUCGUGUCCUGUGUGGUUCAUCUGUUCAACUGGAACGCCUCAAAUCACAUUUCAGGUCGCAUGAGCAGCUCCAUGACUCAGGAAAUAGGUCUGGGAGGCUAAGCUCCUUAGGAGGGAGACUGGAGACAUGCAGGGGCUGGAGUGUCUAAUCUAGAGCAUUGUUGUAGGUCUCUCCAUGUCUGGAUAAGACACAAAAUAAGGGUUGGGAUUUACUGUCACGUUUGCAUAACAAGAGCUGUCUUUCUCUCCAUCUUAUCAUCUGUAUUUUUCUUUGUCUUUCUCUCUGUCCCCCCCCCCCCGCCCCUCUCCUCUCCUCUACUCCACUCCAGGGAUGGCCUGAUUAGUAAGGAUGAGAUGAUGGCUUACUUCCUGAGGGCCAACCCCUUGCUCCAGUGUAAAAUGGGCCCUGGUUUUAUCCACAACUUUACGGAGAUGACGUAUCUGAAGCCUACCUUCUGCGAGCACUGUGCUGGAUUUGUAUGUAUACUGUGCACCUUGAGAGAAACAUGAACUGUUUUAUGCUCAGAGACACGGUGCAAGUUUUGGUUGGAAGAAAAGUAUAGGCUUUCUGGUUGUUUCUGUCAGAAACUCUGUGCUAUAUAUUGCCAUCAAAUUAGUGCAAGCCCUCAGCCAGCUACCAAAUGAUACAGUGCUGAGAGAAGAUGUCCAUCUUUAUUCCUUGAGAAGUUGAGACAGAGAUUAUUCACAGUGUAUAGAGGGAUUCAAAAUACAGAGAUGCAAAAUGUUGACAUGACUGCAGGCUACGUUGGUUUAUUAAAGUUUAUAAGAAACAACACUGACUAGUGUUGGCGGAACAAUCAUGCAAUUUACAUGGUGAUGGCAACACUCACAGUCAACAAUGAAAGCAUGCACGUCUUACAUGAGAGAAGAGUUCUUGUUACGUGUCAAAAUAUGUACACAAAUUAUGUUCCCGCUAUCUUUCUAUUUUUGUGUUGUUUUAGGCAUCACUUAGUGAAAAUAAAUGAGAAUUUCUACAGAUAAGUCCUCCUAUUCUUAAAUGAGCAUGCACACAGGCACACAAUAAAACACACACACACACACAAGUUUACAGGAAGUAUGUUUGUGAGACAUUGUAUACUGGUUAACUGUUUUUUUUCAAUCACUUUGGUGCUUAUUUUCACAAGUAUGUGGUGAAUUUUCAAAACUUUUUGUACAAAAACUCCAAACUGGUAACACUUGUGCAUUCAUUUUGUUUGGAGACAUCUUCACCACACAAACAAAAUACAAGUUUACUGUGAAAUACCAUGAGAACAUUGAUUGAAUCAUCAGAACACAACAUAAUGAUAUAUUUUCAAUGUAGUUUGUUUAAACAACAAUUUAAUUCAAUAGCAGAAAAAUGCAAGAUACAUGUUUAAAAAUUGCCCUUUGAAUGUAAUAUGCUUCAGUACUGUAAAGUACAGUACAUUACACUGUUUUCACAUUAGGCAAUUCACUUACACUACCCAUCAAAUUUGACCCAUCAAAAAUGUUAAAUCACAUUUCCAUAAUUUCUAUCCCAUGUGUGAUCAAAGUGUGUUAUCAUUGAAGACAGCUUUCACAAUCAUUGAUGCAAAAAUAUAUGUUCAGAUAUAAUUACAACAUAAGUGUACUGUAGUCAAAUAAAACAAAUUAAAUGAAUGAAAGAAAACAUAACGUUUAGCAGGCACUAGUUCGCAUCAAGCCUGUCUUGAGCAUUUGGCUAUAGGUUCUCAUCGACAUCGCAGUAAAUGCCCUCAUUGUUCAUGCACCUGGGGAAAAACCUUUUGGCAUGGGUAAUCCAAGCCUGACAUAGAUCUGGAUUGAUGUCAUUGCAUGUUCAUCCAUGGCCUGGAGGAGGGUGGCAUGCUCAUAGGGACGGCGAUAUAGACCUUCCACUUGUAUUGCAAUCAUUUAUUUUAUUUUACAUUAUUGUAUUGUACUUAUGAAUUGUAGUGGUCCGUGUGGCUCAGUUAGUAAAAGCAUGCACUAGCAACACCAAAGUAUUGGGUUCGAUUUCCCCUAGGGUUACUUAAAAAAAUGUGUGGACUCACUGUGGAUAAAACGCCUGCUACGUAAAUGGCAUACAUCACAGUAUUACAGUACGGUAUUGCUCAAUGCAAUUUUAGGAAAGCAGUGUGAAAUCCCCCCCCCAUCAGAAAUACCCUAGCAACUUCAUUUUGGAUACAUGUUUACUGUAUAGAGGAUGCAUUAAUACAGUACAUCUCUGUUCUUGUCAAUAUUAGAUUUUUAAAAACUUACUGUGAAGUAAAGUCAUAAUAGUACAUUACAGUAUAUAUCAAACUUUAUACUAAUACUUUACAACAUACAUUUUCAUUAUGUAGUUCUCAAAAUCUAUAGUAGACAAACCAGUAAAAAAAAACUGUAGGUUUAACAAAUGGUUAAGUGAUUAUCAAUUAAAAGCAGUCGGAUUAAGUAAUAGUAAAAUGGGUUUUAACAAAUGAGAAGAAAAUCAAAUAAAAAUGUGAGCAUUGCAUUGUAAAAGGCAAUUACUUUAGAUGAAACUGUUUGGUGAAAAAGGACUGUGUGAUUUGAGUGAUAAACUUAGUCAAUUGAAAAUGUGCUUAAAGUUUUGAAACAACUGCCUUUUUGAUGAUCUGUUUCAAAUUUGGGUCCACUUUAUUUGUAGAUGCUCUACAGAUGGCCAUACUAUCAACAAACUAUCUGUUGAUAAGUAACUGCUGGCUAAGGUUAUGGUUAGGGUUAGGUUUAGGGUUAGGGUUAGGAUAAGGGUUAAGGUUAGGGUUAGAGUUAGGGUUAUUAGAUAGUUAGUUUGAAAUGUUAAUGAUAGUCUGUAGAGCAUCUACAGAUGGACUAUCCAAAUAAAGUGUUACUGAAUUUUGUACUAAGAGUUGUGAAAGUGUACCACAUACAGUGAGGGAAAAAAGGAUUUGAUCCCCUGCUGAUUUUGUACGUUUGCCCACUGACAAAGAAAUGAUCAGUCUAUAAUUUUAAUGGUAGGUUUAUUUGAACAGUGAGAGACAGAAUAACAACAACAAAAUCCAGAAAAAACGCAUGUCAAAAAUGCUAUAAAUUGAUUUGCAUUUCAAUGAGGGAAAUAAGUAUUUGACCCCCUCUCAAUCAGAAAGAUUCCUGGCUCCCAGGUGUCUUUUAUACAGGUAACGAGCUGAGAUUAGGAGCACACUCUUAAAGGGAGUGCUCCUAAUCUCAGCUUGUUACCUGUAUAAAAGACACCUGUCCACAGAAGCAAUCAAUCAAUCAGAUUCCAAACUCUCCACCAUGGCCAAGACCAAAGAGCUCUCCAAGGAUGUCAGGGACAAGAUUGUAGACCUACACAAGGGUGGAAUGGGCUACAAGACCAUCGCCAAGCAGCUUGGUGAGAAGGUGACAACAGUUGGAAGAAACACAAAAGACUGUCAAUCUCCCUCGACCUGGGCUCCAUGCAAGAUCUCACCUCGUGGAGUUGCAAUGAUCAUGAGAACGGUGAGGAAUCAGCCCAGAACUACACGGAGGAUCUUGUCAAUGAUCUCAAGGCAGCUGGGACCAUAGUCACCAAGAAAACAAUUGGUAACACACUACGCCGUGAAGGACUGAAAUCCUGCAGCGCCCGCAAGGUCCCCCUGCUCAAGAAAGCACAUAUACAGGCCCGUCUGAAGUUUGCCAAUGAACAUCUGAAUGAUUCAGAGGAGAACUGGGUGAAAGUGUUGUGGUCAGAUGAGACCAAAAUCGAGCUCUUUGGCAUCAACUCAACUCGCCGUGUUUGGAGGAGGAGGAAUGCUGCCUAUGACCCCAAGAACACCAUCCCCACCGUCAAACAUGGAGGUGGAAACAUUAUGCUUUGGGGGUGUUUUUUCUGCUAAGGGGACAGGACAACUUCACUGCAUCAAAGGGACGAUGGACGGGGCCAUGUACCGUCAAAUCUUGGGUGAGAACCUCCUUCCCUCAGCCAGGGCAUUGAAAAUGGGUCGUGGAUGGGUAUUCCAGUGUGACAAUGACCCAAAACACACGGCCAAGGCAACAAAGGAGUGGCUCAAGAAGAAGCACGUCUCCAGACCUUAAUCCCAUAGAAAAUCUGUGGAGGGAGCUGAAGGUUUGAGUUGUCAAACGUCAGCCUCGAAACCUUAAUGACUUGGAGAAGAUCUGCAAAGAGGAGUGGAACAAAAUCCCUCCUGAGAUGUGUGCAAACCUGGUGGCCAACUACAAGAAACGUCUGACCUCUGUGAUUGCCAACAAGGGUUUUGCCACCAAGUACUAAGUCAUGUUUUGCAGAGGGGUCAAAUACUUAUUUCCCUCAUAAAAUGCAAAUCAAUUGAUACAAUUUUUGACAUGCGUUUUUCUGGAUUUUGCUGUUGUUUAUUCUGUCUCUCACUGUUCAAAUAAACCUAACAUUAAAAUGAUAGACUGAUCAUGUCUUGUCAGUGGGCAAACGUACAAAAUCAGCAGGGGAUCAAAUACUUUUUUCCCUCACUGUACUUCUGCAAAUUGCACCAAAGCGAUUGAAAAAAAAUACGGUAUUACACAAUGGUUUACACUGCCCCUUCUGACCAUAAUACAGCAUGAAUAUCCUUCCAUCAUUACAAAUUCUAACAUUCCUUUGUCUUUUUCCACCUCCCUCCAAUUCACGGUCCCUCCGGACUUGUUGCUCUUAGCUCUGGGGAAUAAUCAAACAGGAUACAAGUGCAAAGGUAUGCUCUAUGGACUGUAAUGUGUAUAGGCCUAUUUUCUAUUAUUCUUAGAACUACAUAUUUAAGACAUUUGGGAUUUUUCAAUACAUGCACUGUGAGGGCUUUGGCCUGACGUACUGUUAUGUGUUCUGUUUCAGAUUGCGGCGUGAACUGCCAUAAGCAGUGCAGGGAGCUGUUGGUGCUGGCCUGUAGGAAGCUGCCGCACUCCACCUCUUUGGAACGUGUCUCCCCUGGAGGUCUCACCCACAGCUCUCUACCCAGCAGCCCCGCCAUGCCCACUGCAAAGGUAAAGCAACACUUCAGUGAUAGCCAACAGCGUUUCAACUAACAUGGUCUUUGGUCAGUGUAUUUCAUUCCUGUCAUACUGUCAUCAAUGCAGAUGAGGACGAGAUGUUUGAGUUCCCCUCAGUGACACCUGGAGGUUCUGACCUGGAGCAUAAGUCCAUCACCCUGAUGACGGGCUCGGCCCAGCGGAUCUCUGUGAGUUUACAGCGGGCCACCACCAGCCAGGCCACGCAGACAGAGCACCUGUGGCCAGAGCACACCUGGGGGGCUGGGGACGGGGGCUCCCACACCUUCCCAAAAAUGAAAGUACCGACCACACCGGAAGGCCUCCAAGAGCAAAGGCUUUGCCCGCUGGAGAGAAUGAGGCCCAGGAGCAGCCCAGGAGUCGGCGGGAAUCCAGGAGCAGACGGACAGACCUGCAGAGGUGGUGCAGAACGGGAUAAACACCACACAGAGAGAAGGUAA
This is a messenger RNA of Coregonus sp. 'balchen', 8362 nucleotides long. The record is from the annotation of a GenBank genome assembly. NCBI's taxonomy places the organism in Eukaryota, Metazoa, Chordata, Actinopteri, Salmoniformes, Salmonidae.